AUGACCAACGGUUCAAAGAAAUCAAAGAAUGCAGUAGACUAUAGUGUAAUGUUUCCAACACCACCUUAUUACUUUCCAAGAAGGUUUUUAUUGGUAAUAUUGGGUUUUUUAGGUUUGGCAUUUGCAUAUCUUGUUCGUGUACUCAUUAGUACAUGUAUUACAGAUAUGAGCGAGCAGUAUGGCUGGGACAGUACAUUCAAAGGUAUAUUAUUAUCAAGUUUUUUCAUGGGUUAUGUUGCCACUCAGCUCUUGGCUCAAUUUUUUAACGAAAGAUUUGGAGGUAAAAGAACUUUGUUAGUUGGUUUAACUCUCAGUAUUGCAUCUACUCUUUUAAUUCCAGUUGCUGCCAAAAGCAAGGGUGCUGUAGUUGCCAUUAGAAUUUUCACUGGUUUAACCCAAGGUAUCACUUUCCCAACAUUAAAUUGGUUAAUUAGUAGAUGGUUCCCAUCCUCACAAAGAUCAUCAUCCGCUGCUUCAAUUUGGUCAGGUGUAUAUAUUGGUACAAUUUUUAUUGAUUUUGUAGCACCAAUUAUUUUAGAUUACCUUAGUUGGCAAGCAACCUUUUAUAUUUUUGGUGGAUCUGGUUUGAUUUGGUCCAUCUUAUGGUUGAUUUUCAUCCGUGAUCAUCCAAAAGACGUACCAAUUGGAAUUCAUCCAAAUGAAGUCGCAUUCAUUGCCUACAAUGAAGAGCAAGGUUCAACUGAAACCUCACCACUUUUAACAAACAAUGCCGAAGACGAUUUCUUUAGUCCAAAUGGCGCAAGCUUUAAUCAAGAAAAUAGAGCAUCUGCUAAAGAGGAACCUGAAUUACCAUUCCCAGUAGUUCUUAAAGCUUUAUUAACAUCAAGAGGUCUUUUAGCAUUAUUAUAUUAUAAUUUAGUAACAAGUUGGGGUUUCUAUUUAUUAUUAAUGUGGUAUCCAACAUAUUUAUUUAGUUUACUUGGUUAUAAUAAAGGUACCUUAUAUGCAUUUUACAAUGCCGUUCCAUACAUGUUAUCUUUUGUUAUUGGUAAUGGUUCUGGUUUACUUGCUGAUAAAUUAUUGGCUAAGGGUGUCCGUAAAAUUUUUAUUCGUAAAGGAUUUGGUAUCGUUGCAUCUAUUGUCCCAGGUAUUUUCUUAUUUUUAGCCGCUUUCCUUAAAGAUGCCACUCCAUCUGCUAAAAUUAUCUUUUUAACAAUUGUAAUUUGUUGCAAUGGUUUUAACGCUGGUGGCACACAAAUGGUUACACUUGAUCUUUCACCACGUUACGCUGGUAUUACUAUGGGUAUCACAAAUACUGUUGCUACUAUUCCAGGUAUUUUAGGUCCAUUAAUUGCAGGUAUUUUAUUAGAAGCCUUCAAUGGUUCUUGGGAUCAAAUCUUUUCAAUGUCUGCUGCAUUCUAUAUUAGUGGUGGAAUUGUUUGGGUACUCCUUGCUAAAUGCGACAAGGUUAUUUAA
Messenger RNA from Dictyostelium purpureum, 1437 nucleotides. RefSeq lists its product as uncharacterized. NCBI's taxonomy places the organism in Eukaryota, Evosea, Eumycetozoa, Dictyosteliales, Dictyosteliaceae. Gene Ontology annotation, molecular function: transmembrane transporter activity. Gene Ontology annotation, biological process: transmembrane transport. Bases 1 to 1437 code for a protein of 478 amino acids. The record is from RefSeq and is a predicted model, not a curated record. The transcript has 4 exons.